Molecule: messenger RNA, 1083 nt
Organism: Hirsutella rhossiliensis
Lineage: Eukaryota; Fungi; Ascomycota; Sordariomycetes; Hypocreales; Ophiocordycipitaceae
Product: RNA recognition motif domain-containing protein
Exons: 3
Coding region: 1-1083 (360 amino acids)
Biological process (GO): mRNA splicing, via spliceosome
Cellular component (GO): U2-type spliceosomal complex; U2 snRNP
Molecular function (GO): RNA binding
Source: RefSeq, a predicted model, not a curated record
AUGGAGCUCGACUUUCCGACAAACCCGGACGAGUUCAACAACGACGAGCGCAUUUCCUUUUCCAAGCUCGACAACACGUUCAUCGCCGUGCACGACGAUGGCACCGAGUUCGAGUUCGACGCGGACCUGAAGCAGUGGCUCCCAACCGACCAGGACCUCUUGGAAGAGGUGGAUGAGCUUUGGGAUGGGGCAUCCUCCGCAGAGGCUGAUGAAGAUUUACAGAGGAAGCGAAAGCACUGGGACGCAGAGAAUGGAUCUGCAGGUCCCGAAUCGUCGGCGCCCGUGCGCCUCAAGAAGAAGCCAAAGCCUCCCCCCAAGCCUAAGCAAAACACGGCAGUCUAUGUCACCGGGCUACCCCUCGACGCGACCGUCCCCGAGAUCCACGAGCUCUUCUCCCGCAAGGGCGGUCUCAUCGCCGAGGAAAUCGACAGCCGCGCCCCGAGAAUCAAGCUGUACAAGGACGAGGCCGGCAACUUCAAGGGCGACGCGCUGGUCGUCUUCUUCAAGCCCGACAGCGUUCGGAUGGCCAUUAUGCUACUGGACGAGACGGAUUUUCGAUUCUUGUCCAGUGGCAAAGGGGAAGGGAAAAUGCGUGUCCAGGAGGCUGAUUCUAGCUACAAGAAACAAAAGGAGGCCCGCCGGCCGAGGAACGACAAGGACCGACAAAAGGUCAUCAAGAAAACGCAGAAGCUGGACGCCCGACUGGCUGACUGGAGUGACGAGGAGGACGACCGGUUUCCCGCCUUGGGGGGGCACGAUUCGAAGCGUUUGAGGACGGUAGUACUUCGCCAGAUGUUCAGGAUAUUUGAGAUUGAGGAGGAUCCGGCAUCUUUGCUCGAGAUCAAGGAGGAUAUCCGGGAGGAGUGUUCCAAGCUAGGAAUCGUUACUAACGUGGUGCUCUACGAUCAGGAGCCGGAGGGAAUCGUCACAAUCAAGUUUCAAAACGCUGAGUCCGCCGCGGCGUGCGUUGACGCCAUGAACGGCAGGCCCUUUGACGGCCGCAUUGUCGGAGCGUCUCUUGCAACCGGCAAGGAAAAGUUUAGAAAGAGCGGCUCGACAAACAACGAUGAAGAUUCCGACUAG